AUGUACUCACCGGAAAAGGCGGCGGAAGUCAAAAAGCGGAAUUAUCGCAGCAUCAGGGAGAUGAUCCGACUCUCCUACACAGUGGGCUUCAAUCUGAUGGAUCCCUCACGCUGCGGGCAGGUGCUCAGAAUCUGGACUAUUGUCCUCAGCCUGAGUAGCCUGGCUUCGCUCUACGGCCACUGGCAGAUGUUGGUCAGGUAUAUUCAGGACAUUCCCCGCAUUGUCGAGACAGUUAGCACCGCCUUUCAGUUCCUUUCUUCGAUAGCGAAGAUGUGGUAUUUUCUAUUUGCCCAUCGCCAGAUUUACGAUCUAUUGCGAAGGGCCCGUUGUCAUGAGUUGCUGCAAAAGUGCGAGCUUUUCGAGAGGAUGUCAGAUCUCGCUGUGGUUAAGAUACUUCGUCAGCAGGUGGAGUCCACGAUGGAUCGCUACUGGGCAAACACUCGGCGGCAACUUCUCGUCUACUUGUAUUGUUGCAUUUGCAUUACCUCAAACUACUUUAUCAGCUCCGUUGCCAGCAAUCUCUAUCGCUACUUUACACGUCCCCAAGGAUCCUACGAAAUUGUAUUACCUCUGCCAUCACUUUAUCCAGCCUGGGAAGACAAGGGGUUAGCAUUCCCCUACUACUUUAUACAAAUGUAUCUGGAAACCUGCUCUUUAUAUAUCUGCGGCAUGAGUGCCAUCAGCUUUGAUGGAGUUUUCAUUGUCUUAUGCCUUCAUAGCGUGGGGCUAAUGAAAUCACUCAAUCAAAUGAUUGAAAUGAGCACAUCCGAGCUGGUUCCUCCAGAACGCAGGGUGGAAUAUCUGAGAUGCUGUAUCUUUCAGUACCAACGGGUGGCAAACUUCGCAGGUGAGAUCAACGACUGUUUCCGGCACAUAACCUUCUCGCAGUUCCUGCUCAGCCUUUUCGGAUUUGGACUGGCUUUGUUCCAGAUGAGCGUGGGAUUUGGCAGCAACAGCAGCAUCACCAUGAUCCGGAUGACCAUGUACCUGAUUGCAGGCGGCUACCAGGUGGCCGUGUACUGCUACAAUGGCCAGCGAUUUACGACGGCCAGCGAGCAGAUUGGCAAGGCCUUCUACGAGGUGCGAUGGUACGGGGAGUCCCGGGAGUUCCGCCAGCUCAUCCGCAUGAUGCUGAUGCGCACGAACCGGGGCUUCAGGUUGGACGUGUCCUGGUUCAUGCAAAUGUCGCUGCCCACGCUGAUGGCGAUGGUCAAGACAAGUGGACAGUACUUCCUGCUGCUGCAGAAUGUCAACCAGAAAUAA
Molecule: messenger RNA, 1263 nt
Organism: Drosophila rhopaloa
Lineage: Eukaryota; Metazoa; Arthropoda; Insecta; Diptera; Drosophilidae
Gene: Or63a
Product: odorant receptor 63a
Exons: 10
Coding region: 1-1263 (420 amino acids)
Biological process (GO): sensory perception of smell; detection of chemical stimulus involved in sensory perception of smell
Cellular component (GO): plasma membrane
Molecular function (GO): olfactory receptor activity; odorant binding
Source: RefSeq, a predicted model, not a curated record